Molecule: messenger RNA, 1248 nt
Organism: Carcharodon carcharias (great white shark)
Lineage: Eukaryota; Metazoa; Chordata; Chondrichthyes; Lamniformes; Lamnidae
Product: Ig-like V-type domain-containing protein FAM187A
Exons: 1
Coding region: 1-1248 (415 amino acids)
Source: RefSeq, a predicted model, not a curated record
AUGUGGCUUACACAGGUUGUCCUCUCAUUUGGGCCCUUUCUGUGGGCUACACCCGUUUAUGCCAGUGAGUUCGUAAUAGAAGAGAAAGAAGACAUAUUCAAGAUACAGUCCUGCCCUGCUUUCUUAAUGUUCCAGAAUGCUGCCUACCUGGCCGAUAUGACCUUUGAGCUGCCUUGCCUGUGCAAGCCCGAGGACGUGACCUCGGUUGUUUGGUACUAUCAGAAAGAACUGGGCAAAGGCCACACAAAGGUGCUGACCGAUUUCCAGGGGACAAAGAUCUUGGAUGCUACCCGGUUGCGUUCCCGCUCGGACAUUCAGUCCAGGUUCAGAAUCUUGAUGUUCAGCCUGCUGGUUUUCAAUGCACAGCCCCAAGAUUCUGGACAUUACAUGUGUGGCUCUGUGACGGGAGAUUAUUUCUAUGGUUUUGACAUUGAUGUGCAAAGUUACAAAAAUGCACACAUAGCCUUCCAGGAGAAGAAGGAGAAGCCUCUGCCUGACGUGGAGACCAAAACGUACAAGAUCUUCACAUCCUACUGGGAUUGGACUGUGUGCGAUCGGUGUGGGGUGAGAGGAGAGCAGCGACGCAUCGGCUUGUGUUACAUCCAUAGCCCUUACCUGUACUUCAGGUACAAGAAGAUUGUAGCCAAUGUGGUCUCCUGUGGCUCAGCUGCCGUUCCCCGCAGGUACCGGCACAUUUUGAAGAAGAGGAAAGCUGAGAUCAUGGUACGGAGCUGUUUCAUGCCGUGCCCAACCCAGUAUCCCUCGAUAGAAGGGGAGAAGUUCAUCUAUGAUGUAUUUGGUUUUACGAAUGACAAGAAUAAAAAGGCCCCCAUAGUUCCAGUACAGUCCCACAUCCAUCCCAUUGGGUACCCCUUGAUGAUUGCCUGUCCAGAAGCCAGGGCGGAGCACGCUGUGGCUUGGGACAAGGGACGCCGGCCACUGUACAAGGUGGAGUACAUGUUGGGCGUGAACCGCAGCAUGAGACUGUACAUUGAUCAAGGUAAUCACCUGGUUUUUCGCUCAGUUCAGCUGAAUGAUAUUGGGACCUAUUACUGCUGGAGGCAAGGCCAGAUGAUGGCUGGGAUCAAGCUGAGGAUUGGCCUUCCACCCAGGAUCCACAGGAAUUUCACUGACGAAGAGUCCAUCUUUGCCAUACAAACUAUUCUCAGUUCUUACUUCGUACUAAUGCUAAUAUUUAUCUUCCUGAAGUGUUUGAGAUGUUGCAAUCAUUAUCUUGAUUGUUUUUAA